UAUAUAAACCCCUGCCUAGCUAGAAAGAGUUGCCCCUCAUCCUCCUUUGUCGUAAUAUCCUUUUCUUCUGCUGAUCUAGAAAGAGAAAAUGAAGACAAUGGAGGAAAGAAGAGCUAGAUCUCUCAUGGUGGUUUUUAUGGUGUUGGGUAUGGCUGUCGGGCAGUCAAAUGCUUCUUCUUUCGGUGACUGCUACAAGGGCUGUUUCCUUUUAUGUGUACUUACUACUAGUAAUUCUCUAGUUUCAUGUGGCGCUGAGUGUUUGAAAGAUUGCAUCAUUCCAUCAUCCAUCACCUCUUUAACCGGGAAAGAGCAAACUCAUUAUUUCUGCAAGUUUGGUUGUGCUUCCUCUUUGUGCACCAAUUUCAGCACCAAACAAGACCCAGGGGAAGAGAAAGUGGCAAAAUGUGUGGAUUCUUGCUCAAGCAGAUGUUCCAAGAACUUCUCACCAUGAAGAUCUUAAGAGGAUUGAAGAUUUGUGGGUUGGUGUUACUAUGAAUCAGUAUCAUAUAUUUGAAAAAUGAAUAAAACCCAUGAUAGAUCUUGGAUUAAAUUGUGUUUGAUUUCUCACUCACGUUGCCAAGUUUCAAGAAAAAGAAAAUUGAAGGAUUAUAUAAAUAAUAUAUAGAUAAAAAACAUGUUGUAGCAGAUUCA
This is a messenger RNA of Manihot esculenta (cassava), 651 nucleotides long. Its product is annotated as thionin-like protein 2. The record is from RefSeq and is a predicted model, not a curated record. The coding region runs from base 89 to 451 and encodes 120 amino acids. The transcript has 2 exons. Lineage: Eukaryota; Viridiplantae; Streptophyta; Magnoliopsida; Malpighiales; Euphorbiaceae.